CAAACCUCAAUGGCGCAAAUUCAUACAGCUUCGAGACCACAAACAGCGAGUAUUCCUGGCUGCGGGACACGGUCGCAGUGGCACGGAAGUGGCACGGUUGCAGCUGUCCUAGCUAUUUUACUGUCUUUAUAUCCAGAAAAAAAAUCAAAAAUAAAAUCGGCAUCAUCUUUCGCACCACUCUGCCAAUAGUCAUCGCCUAUCGCUUCACAUUUACUAAAUGCCGUUCGUGUAAGUUUUCAAAAGAAAAGAUUCCGUCCUUUGCAAGGAGGCAGGCUCAGAGAGGAAUGCGCUCCACCGAACUGCAGCACCGCAACUAUGCACAUCCACAUCAUCCAACAUGGAUUGCCCUGCGUCGUGGCGGCCUAUUUGCACUUGUAUUUGGUAUAUCGCUGCUCAUCCUGAACUUCUGCAUAAGCCCCUUCGGCCAAACGCAUCACAAGAAUUCAAACCAAGAAGAGGAUUGGCUUGCUGGCCUACCCCUGCCCCUCCACGACCCUCUUCUCGACGGCGCGGCCCGCUUCCGCCUGCUCUUCCCCUCCGCCUCCGCAGCAGCCCCCGCCCCAGCUGCCCGCCCCAGCCCCCGCCUGGUGGUGCUCCCCGACCUGCACGGGGACGCGGCCCAAGCCCUGGCGGCUCUGAGGCUGGCGGGGCUGGUGGAGGUGGACGCGGUGGGAGAGGAGGAGGAAGAGGGUGAAGGAAGGG
This is a messenger RNA of Astrephomene gubernaculifera, 702 nucleotides long. NCBI's taxonomy places the organism in Eukaryota, Viridiplantae, Chlorophyta, Chlorophyceae, Chlamydomonadales, Astrephomenaceae. The record is from the annotation of a GenBank genome assembly.